AUGAAUGCAGCAAUUUCUGUGAUGAUGACAUCAUAUGGGAAGCAUUUCGUUUGGAAUCCGGAUGCACCCUCAUUUGUACCCCGCAAUUUAACGAAUUGCCGCAAUACUGAACCACAAAGUUAUCGUCCAACAUUACAUAGCGUUCGAACACCUCCCGCUGCGCCACCACCGCUUAUGUCAACACACAUCGCAGCACCGGGACAAAUACAAGGUUUGGCUCUUGCCAAUCCACAAGCUUUAUCUGUUCAGAAUGUGCCCUCAAUUGCUCAUGCUGGACCACCACAAAUGUUCCCAUAUGCACAUGCUAAUGCAUACGGUGCCGCCAUGCCGCUUUAUUACAACACACCAGUUGUACAGAGUACGCCAAAUGCUGCUGUAGCUACAGCAACCGCAGCAGCGAAUGUUACGGGUGGUCCAAUUGUUGCAAGUACUGCUGGUUUACCAAUUGGGCGUCAUGGACAAAUUGCUGGACAAACAUCUUCAACUAAUCGACGAAAUCAACAGCAACAAUUCAUCCAAAGUGUCGCUGCUGGUAUGUAUGUUCCUGGAGCCAAUCCACCCUACGCUCAACAGCUGAUGUCUCAGUACCAGAUGCCUUAUUUCGCACCAUAUCCGUCACAGCUCUCAAUUGGAGCUUCUUCUAAUAUGCCACCACCGCCAAUACCGCCACCAUCCACGAAUGCGGUAAUUACAGCUCCUCCACCUUACCAAAUUAUACAGACUCAAGCUCAACAGCCGACUGGUUUUCCACGACAGCUUUAUCAAGGCGAUCACUCUGUCGUGAUAUUGUCCAGUGUUCGCACAUCGCAAUAUGAAUCAAGGCCGAUUUAUG
Loa loa (African eye worm) is the source of this 832-nucleotide messenger RNA. RefSeq lists its product as hypothetical. Lineage: Eukaryota; Metazoa; Nematoda; Chromadorea; Rhabditida; Onchocercidae. The record is from RefSeq and is a predicted model, not a curated record. The annotation marks the transcript as partial. The transcript is spliced from 7 exons.